This is a messenger RNA of Puccinia graminis f. sp. tritici CRL 75-36-700-3, 360 nucleotides long. RefSeq lists its product as uncharacterized. The record is from RefSeq and is a predicted model, not a curated record. Lineage: Eukaryota; Fungi; Basidiomycota; Pucciniomycetes; Pucciniales; Pucciniaceae. Bases 1 to 360 code for a protein of 119 amino acids. The transcript is spliced from 2 exons.
AUGAGUCAGAGGGACGUGGAAGCAGAAUAUCCUGAGGGGAAAGUCAAUCUUACCCUCCUGCGGGCCUUAUCGAAAGCAUUUCGGAUCCGCAAUGGUGCUAGAUACUUACAAGGGCUGUGCGUGCGGGGCGUCGAAUCCUUGAGUUUUGGACUGCCUCGCAAGAAACGGCUUUACUUGAGGAUCCCCCGUACGGAAGUCACAUUGAAGUCCAUCCGCACAUACCGACAUGUCGCUCUAUACAAGCUUACCGCAGAAAGUGAAGGGGAGACGAGUUCGAGAAAUACACCUCUCAAAACUUGUUUGGAGGGCUCAGUGAGAUUUCGCGCUUGGUGGGCCGGUAGCGUGUGGAAUACGUAUUAA